AUGGCCACACCAACCCCCAACCAAAACGAACAAUCUCUCGAAAAGGGAUGUGAUUGCAACGCCGAGUCUAUCUGCAGGAGCGGAUGUAUGGUUAUCGGGACUACCACGGGAAAUGUUGGCGCAGGAGUAUCGAAGAGUGCUUGUAAACUAGGCUGUGCGCCGGUUUCGGGGUGUGAGGUUGAUGAGUGUUAG
Penicillium atrosanguineum is the source of this 192-nucleotide messenger RNA. RefSeq lists its product as uncharacterized. Bases 1 to 192 code for a protein of 63 amino acids. NCBI's taxonomy places the organism in Eukaryota, Fungi, Ascomycota, Eurotiomycetes, Eurotiales, Aspergillaceae. The record is from RefSeq and is a predicted model, not a curated record. The transcript is spliced from 2 exons.